Molecule: messenger RNA, 1781 nt
Organism: Ruditapes philippinarum (Manila clam)
Lineage: Eukaryota; Metazoa; Mollusca; Bivalvia; Venerida; Veneridae
Exons: 5
Coding region: 231-1424 (397 amino acids)
Source: RefSeq, a predicted model, not a curated record
UGUUUAAAUUCAAGCAAAUGAGGCAAUAUAUUGAACUAAAUUCUUAAGAAUAUUGUGAUAAGUUUUAUGUGAUCCUAUGUACAAAAGUGGCCGUGAUUUUAUUUAAACAUUUGAAAUAAAAACAUUUAAAAGAUGAACAUGGGGCUUAAUCUAGAUAAAACUUGAUUCAAAACAAUAUAAUUGGAUUAAAAAGGAUACUUUAUCAUACCUGUGGCUAGCAGACAAAUAAAAUGUCUUCAGUACCGAACCCUACUUUGUCAAAACCCAAAUUUCUGAAUUGGAUUAAGGCUGCAUUGGCUGUUCUUUUCGCAAAAGAAGAAAUCGAGCCUGUUGUUGUUGAUGAAAUCGUACAGUUCCAACAAAAGUGUCUUCAGGAUAUUUCUAUAUCAAACGGAUUAUCGGCGGGGAGCACCUGUUCAAACUGUAACACUGAAAAUAUUGUUGUUUGUCCAACAAAUAAGAUUUGCAACGUCAAUCGAGGAAAAUGUGGUUACCAUAGGAACCGUGCAACACAGUUUCACUCCAAUGGUUGCCCGAACAAAAUUUGCCAUUAUAUGAGAUCUGAGAUUCAAAAUGCUCAUCGUUUUAAUGGUCCAUCUUUUAAAAACACCGAUGCGACUCAGUGGUGUAGUAAUCCGUGGGAAAUUGCGAAAUGUUUUAUGCCCCCUGAUGGUUACAAGGAUGUAAUGAAUGCAGUAGAUACCGAUUUUAAUGGUAUAGUCAGUGUAAUUGUUAACUUCAAAGCAUUUGAGACAAAAAUAAACAACGAUCUCUCCAAAAGGAACAACAUAUUUGACAAGGGUAGAAACGUUGGUAAAGCUGUUAGACAUUCUCCAAAACUAGAGGUCGAGGAUGCAGAUCUUACACAGUAUUUUACAAUUCUAAAUGAUAUAUUGACUGAUCCUGGAUUCAUAGCUUUAAAUAAAGCACCAAACAACGCAAUUCAGAAAUUAGCAAAGCUUCAAAUGGAUGAAUUGAUCAUUGGUAAAGAUGUUGUUCGCGCAGUUUUGGAAGAUGUAGGCAAUGUUAUCCAGGAACAAAUAAGAAACGAGAUGGAUGAGUUCAAACAAAAGACUGAUAAACAAAAAAUAGAGCUUAUUGAAAUAAUAAAUUUGAAAGUAAAAGAUAUUGCUGAUGAGGGAAAUAUUUCACUGUCCAAGCUAAAAGAUACAUUCACGUCGUCAAUUGAUGCUUUUGAGGCCAAAGUCCAAAAAGCUAUUCAAGAGAUAGAUAAGCAGAAAACAAAGGGGGAGAGAAAGUUAAAAAUUGUUGCUAAAGAGGAGGUUAAAAAAUUUAGGGAAAAGGGAGCAAAUGUAAUAAAAGAGAUACAAAAAGCUGUGGAAAAACCCAGGGAUAUUGAUGCUGAUGCUAAACUGUCGGAGGAAACAUAUCAGAAACGAACAAAAGGUAAUGAACUAUUAUGAUUAAUAUUGAUUUAUUUUAAUAAAUUGCUUUCUUUUCCCUUCUUGUUAAUAUCUCAAGCUUGACAUUUUACCUUGCUUAUGAAUAUUUUGCAAUUGCAUGAACAGAGACGUUAUUGUUGCACAGUUUAGUUUCGCAUUCCUCAACAACUGCGAUGCAUUUUAAUAUAUGUUUACUUUGUGCAUUGAAUUGUUGUAUAUUCAGUCAAAGGUACAAAGACAAAUGAAAAAUAUACAAUUUCAGGGGCGAUGUGUAUUUUAAAGGAAUAUCAAAUAAUAUAUUUUCAAGAGAGAUGGUUUGUUCACAUUAUUCCUGCACAAUUUAAUUACAAAUUAACUUUUGAACGUCUCGUGAUAUCA